AUGGAGGCGCACAAUUUGCAGACAGCAUCGACGUAUAUCAACAAUCUACUGCUUGCCCGUGGCCUGCUCAAGAAUGGCAAGGCGAUUGAUUUUGCCCGGCCCGAGAAUGGAGGAGGGAUCGAUGCAACGAUGGCCAAGAUCAUCAAUCUCAUCAAUGACCUGGUUAUAAGAAGAGAUCGAGAAGCUGAACAUCGAGAGAAUCUUGCGAACACAAUCCAAUCUUUACGUGCGACUGAAUCCCAGCAGGCACUCGAAAUUGAGAGACUCAAGUUGAAAAAUUCCGAGUUAUCUCGCUCAUUGGCCCUGGCUGAGGGUCAGGAGCGUGCCUUUAAAACGAACCUUCGAAAUGCGGAAGCUACCAUCCGUAGCUUAAAAGACCAGGUGCAGAGGAUGAAAACAACGAUCCAGCAAGUUCGGGCGCAGUGUGCGAAUGAUAUCCGCAAGCGAGAUGCCGAAAUGCAAAAGCUGAAGUCGCAUUUAGCGGACCGUCAGCGAGGGAAACGGGAAGGCCUGGGAGUGACGACGAUUAAUAUCAAUCCGGUACCCGAACGGAACUCAAGAUCUCGACUGGUCUCUGGAGGGCCAGAUGUUAAUAGUCCUGGUUACAGUCUGAAGCAAGAAUCCACUGAGUUUUUAACAGAACUCUGCCAGAGUUUGAGCGACGAAAACGACACCCUCAUCUCCCUCACGAGGAACACCAUCCAGACUCUAAAGGAGUUGCAAGGCAUAUCGAAUACCCCAGAAGGAGGCGACAAUUCCAGCCUAGGCGCCUCUGGAAGUGUCCACAAGAGUGGCCAAGGACCAGUCGCGACGCUUCCUACUUCGUGUGAAGAGUUGACUGCUGAGAUGAACACGGUGCUUGAUCACUUGAGAACAUUACUGACAAACCCGUCAUUUGUACCUCUCGAAGAGGUUGAGGUCCGCGAAGAGGAGAUUAUGCGUCUGCGAGAAGGGUGGGAAAAGAUGGAGAGCCGGUGGAAGGAAGCCAUGGCGAUGAUUGAUGGCUGGCAUAAGCGGAUUUCCGAUGGCCUCGAUUCAGCAGAUGUUGAGGAACUGAAGAAGAGCAUGGGCUUGGAUCUGGGAAGGGCUCGGUCUGCGGCUGCGGGCGUGAAUGGGCCGCCAGUGAUAUAUGAAGACGAAGAUAGAGCUGAGGACUGCGAAGAAGGCGAGGAGGACGACGAUACUCCUGAAACGGAUGCGAAGGUUUUGAAACCAACGCUGGCCAAGCGCCCGAUGCGCGCGUUAGGCGAGAGGAACGGAAAUAUCGGAUCAAAGUCACCGCGAAAGGUCUCUUUUCAUGAAGAGCCCAUGGAUCCCGCCGGCAAAGUAGAUGGCGAGGAAGAGGAACUAAUGUUAAAGGCCCAUACUUCAGAGACUGUCACGCAAAGGCCAGCACGAAGGAGAACGUCAACCAAAAUUCCACGACAGACUGACAUUCAUUUUGAGCAGGCUCAUCGAGGGCCACGGCUGUCUGUUGAGGAGAAGCUUGCUGCGGUGGAAGCGGAAGCGCAAGCGGCGGCUGAGGAGAACAGCAAACAAGACACGCGCAAGAGGAGCAGAGGCCAGGUCAGGAAGUCGCAGGGUCGGAGACGAAGUACCUUGACGCAUGAGGAGCUGGAGCAGUUGAUGGGAGUUAAGGAGUGA
Messenger RNA from Rasamsonia emersonii CBS 393.64, 1644 nucleotides. RefSeq lists its product as uncharacterized. The coding region runs from base 1 to 1644 and encodes 547 amino acids. NCBI's taxonomy places the organism in Eukaryota, Fungi, Ascomycota, Eurotiomycetes, Eurotiales, Trichocomaceae. The record is from RefSeq and is a predicted model, not a curated record. The transcript is spliced from 4 exons.